Messenger RNA from Trichophyton benhamiae CBS 112371, 972 nucleotides. RefSeq lists its product as uncharacterized. The record is from RefSeq and is a predicted model, not a curated record. The transcript has a single exon. NCBI's taxonomy places the organism in Eukaryota, Fungi, Ascomycota, Eurotiomycetes, Onygenales, Arthrodermataceae. The coding region runs from base 1 to 972 and encodes 323 amino acids.
AUGACUCGGUUUGACGAGGAGAGGAUGCAGAGACAGGAACAGGAGCAGGAAAAGAUCCGUCAAGAGACAUGGCCUACUCUGGAGGGUAUCCUGCAAUUAACGGGACCAACUAUACCAUCAGCCGGACGCCAAUUCUUCUCUCCUUCUCCUUCCACUAUCCUCAAGGUCGGUGCCGAUGAAGGUGAAGACACCAUGACCGUGCUAGGUCGCUCUAUCGUAGGCCCUUCUGUCCCGCGCGUCGACUGCAUUGUCACCAUUCCCGCCCUGGAGUCACACUUAGAGCCGCAACAAGGCAUCCUCAUGUCUCGCCAGCCAGGCACACCGCUUGUUGAGAUCUGGCCAACACUCUCCCCUUCGCAGCGCAAGUCCAUCAAGGAGGAGCUUUCCCGGAUGCUUGUGCGUAUGCGGACGCCCAAGUUCACCUAUUAUGGACGUCCUGGGCGCCAUCCAUACACUCUCCUUGGUGUAUACAACAAAGAGAUGCAUACCUUCUGUGCUUCCCGCACAGAGUGGGACGAGUCACGGAUCCAGGCAUUGCGGGUAUCUGAAGCAGACGCAGAACGUAUAGCUGCCCUUGAGAAAGUGCAGCGUGAUACCACUGGCACCCCAGGCUGGGAUCGGCCUGUUCUCACGCAUGGAGAUGUAUCUGACCGGAACAUCCUUAUAGACCCUGACACACUCGCGGUGACGGGAUUUAUAGACUGGGAGAUAGCUAAUAUUAUGCCAGCGUACUUUGAGUACGCAUGUGCACGCCUGUCUGAAGGCCACGAUCCCGAGUGGAGAGUCGAGCUGUUGGAUGUGAUGAGGUCCGUUUUGCGCCGCGAGUGUGAGGCUAUCAGUACCGACAAGGGAGAGCAGUUGUAUCAGGAGACAUUAUUGGCUUGGGAUGCAAUGGUUGAUGUUGAGAGAUUUGCGCAGCAUUAUAACGAUGACUGCUGUUGGACUUUUGAGACCGGUCUGCCUGUUUCAUAG